GAGUAAGAUGUAUGGGGACAGCUGCCCAGCCUUAGUGAGUAUUUCACUGAAGAUGAAAAUGAUUAUCUUUCUCUAGCUUCUUCUAUUAGAUGACCCUGAGAUAGAAGCACAACAGUGGACGGAGGUGAAUGGACAGAGGAUAUGUCAACAACUUCUACAAGGGAAGAAUAUCGAGAAUGGAAUCCAACGGUGAAAUGUUCGUUAUGAUAAGGAAUUUAAAACCUGUGGACGCUGGUGACUACAGGUGUGUUGUCAGCAGUGUGAAUCAUAUCUACUCUGACUUUCACCUCCAGAUUGAUAGUGGUCGACGUAGCGGUCCUGUACCCCCUCGACCUCGUGUCAGAUCAACCAUCAGACCCUCCAUCUCAUCAUCAUCCUCCUCAGACACCUCUGGGCCUGUUUUCCCCAGUGUUUCCCGGAGUGUUGGUAUACCACUGGCUGCAGGUCUCUGCAUCACGAUGGGGAUCGUUAUCUGUCCAAUCAUAGUUGCUGUGAUUCAUCGCAAAGUCAGGGCAAAAAAGAAAUGUGGAGCAACUUCCAGUGACUCAGCAGCCCACAUCCUCUCAGUAGGUGCUAAACUUGGACGGUGUCUUCGUGACUCAGUGUCAAAUGUCCUGUUUUGUCCCAGAAACAACAACAAAGGCACGUCCCUCAAGAGGAGAGCAGUAUUGUCUACACCACAGUGGACUUCAAACCUCAUGAGAACCAUACCACAGAGCUGUAUGCUAACCUACAGACACUCAGCAGCCCCAGAGGUCAUGACCCUGACACACACAGAGAGCCUGCUGGGACGGUGGUGUACUCCACACUGGCUAGCAACCAACGCUGAACCGGAUUGUUCCGUAUCUGUAUCUUUCUUAGCCUGGUGGUCACAGAUCUGUUUGUGUUGUCUUGAUAUGCUGUCAUGACCAGGCUAUCUGUAUAAUUGUUAGUUGCUACAUUUUUUUUUUUUUAUUAAUUAUAUAUAACUUAUAAAUGCCUCAGGAGAUUAGUUCAUCUGUCGUACCCCCAUCACAACCAAAAAUAUAAGCUUGUUUUACUCCAAUGUUUGUAAACAAAGUAAAUGUAAACAAACACAUUAUAGCCUCAACACAUGGUUAAAACUAUAGUGUUGAUAUCAUGGAUGGUCAGUCCUUUUAUCCAUAGCUCUGUCUAGGAUUUAGACAGGCCCAUCCUUCCGCUUUUUACCAAAACAGUAGCGGGGUGCCACUUUGUUUAAACUGCGGAUUCUAGCUUUAAUAUGAUUGAUUUAUGUGUAUAUUCUUUUUGACUUAUGAACUAUACAAAUAAAAUAACUCAACUGCA
Molecule: messenger RNA, 1305 nt
Organism: Salmo salar (Atlantic salmon)
Lineage: Eukaryota; Metazoa; Chordata; Actinopteri; Salmoniformes; Salmonidae
Source: RefSeq, a predicted model, not a curated record